UAAAUAGUUAAUCAAUAUUAUAUUUAGCAUUAUCCUUUACUUAAUGGAUAUUUUAAAAAGAAAAGAUAGCGUUCCAAAUACUGAUGAUAUAUCUCAAACACAUAAAUAUCUAUCAAGAAUUGUCUCAACUAUUGGUGGAAUUGUUGCAAUUGUAUUGGGAUUUUGGGUGGCAUUUACAUUAUCUGCAAAAUGUGUUGUGGCUGGACUAACCUUAGUAUUAUCCGGUAUUAUAAUAGUAACUCUGGAAGCUCCAGUCUUGUAUUGCAUGCGGAUAAGCUUCCUGGAAAAGAUGAUAGUGUUUUGUGAUAGCAAACCUUAUUGGUUAAAGACCUUCUUAUACUUUGGGCUGGCUCUACCACCUAUCCUUAUAUGCCCCGGAAUUACAACGAUCGGUGCUUCCUUGUUCAUAUUCAUUUCUUCGGCCUUGUAUGGUUCCAUGGCCCUUGGCAAAAAAGCCAAAAGAGAAGAGAUGAUAUCUAAAAUGGGUGCGACUCAAGGGAAUAAACCGAAUCUAACACUGCAUACCCCGGCAUAAGCAUCGUCAUAAAAAAAUAAAUAUUAAAUAAUGCCAAGAAAAUAUUUUUCUUCUAAAAUCUCAUUUAUAAAAUGUCAAUCACAAUCAAACCUAUAAUACUUCAUACCAAAUAUAUUCAAUGACCAAAUAUUAUUUUUAUUAAAUAAUAUAAAUAGAUCUAGACACGUUUUUAAACAUAAUUAAUGUCAAUUUAGAUGUUGUUCAAUUAAUUUUUACACUUUUUAAAUAUAUAUUUUUUUAAAUUCAUAAUAAUAAGUAUUCUAUCAUAAAGACCAAAUUAUUGAAAAAUUUAUAAAUUUAAAUUGUUACUCAUUACCUUUAAUUUAUAGUUUCUUUAAAAAAUAUAACUCAUUUUGAGCUAAAUCAAAAUAUUUUUAUUAAUUUUUUUUCUUAUAAUUAUAUAAAAAAUUUUUUUUUACAAUGAACCA
This is a messenger RNA of Gordionus sp. m RMFG-2023, 963 nucleotides long. RefSeq names its product calcium channel flower-like. Gene Ontology annotation, biological process: vesicle-mediated transport. Gene Ontology annotation, cellular component: membrane. The coding region runs from base 44 to 535 and encodes 163 amino acids. Lineage: Eukaryota; Metazoa; Nematomorpha; Gordioida; Chordodea; Parachordodidae. The transcript is spliced from 5 exons. The record is from RefSeq and is a predicted model, not a curated record.